GUUUCCGAUAGUUUCCCUUUCAGCUUUGGCUCAAGUAAAAUACACGGAAGUUCACUUCUCGUAAGUUUUUUGUGGAAGACGCCAGGACCACUUGUUCCCCACCAAGAAACCUUAGCGGUGUGUCAGCUCUCAGCUUCAUCAUGGCCGCAGAAGAAGUUUAUUCCCCAACAACGGUGCCAAACCCGAACGCCGUCUGUUGUCUGGUGCCGUCCCAAUAUCUGGACCGAGUACGCUUCAUCGUCAAGGUCUUGGAAGUGCUGCUGUCACUGGUGGCGUUCAUCCUGGAGGAGGUGGUGUCCGUCUGCAUCAACUGCACAGCUCUGGAGUUCUUUGAGUUUGUCAGCUGCACGUCGUUCCUCUUCACCACGCUGCUCCUCAUCCUCCUCUCCACCACGCUGCACCGCAGGGUGGGCAUCACCUGCUGGUCCAGUCUGGACUUUGUGUACACGUUUGUGAUCGCCAUUUUUUUCUUCAUCGCCUCCACGGCGUUUGCUGCCAUCAACGGCGGCACUUCUCUGGAGAAAAGUGCUGUGGCGUUUGGCUUCCUGGCGUCGUUUGCGUUCAUGGUCGACCUUUUCCUAUUUUGGAGGACGUACCAGCUUCCCUUUGGCAAAGGGAAGAAGGCGCGGCCGACUAACGGGAUCCCACCGGCAGAAAGUGACCAGGAGGCUCAAGCGGAAACAACAAAACUCAACAAGGACGCCACAGCAGUAGAAUGAUUUUUUUUGUUUGUUUCUGUGCUCGGUGGGCGCCAUGAAAGGUCAAACAUUUGACACUUUAGGAGGCGCUCACGUCUCCCACUUGCUGGCCUGAUUUCCGCUCUUUGUACUACUGAGGCCAGACACUCAGGAAAUAAACAAUCGCCUUUCCACUCAAAGGAGACAUAUGUUUUUUGUUUUUUUUCUUCACAAUUCAAACUAGCCUCCGGUUG
Messenger RNA from Syngnathus acus (greater pipefish), 931 nucleotides. It is a transcript of the gene cmtm6, whose product is annotated as CKLF-like MARVEL transmembrane domain containing 6. Lineage: Eukaryota; Metazoa; Chordata; Actinopteri; Syngnathiformes; Syngnathidae. Gene Ontology annotation, cellular component: membrane. The transcript has 5 exons. The record is from RefSeq and is a predicted model, not a curated record. Bases 141 to 719 code for a protein of 192 amino acids.